AUGCCGAGCGUACCCUUGCAGAUCGCAAACCUGCGCAGUCUUGUUAUUGCCAAGACUGCUGUCUUGCCUGAGGAUAUCGCCAUACUGCUGUCUGAAUUGCCAUAUCUGGAGUCCUUGCAUGUGGGCCUGGCCUACAAAUGCCGGGCAACAAUCGAGUUUCUCAAGCGGCCUGAGUCCCUUCUUCGGUCCUUGGAAACUUCGAGUCAAACGAUCAAACACCUUUCUAUCAGCGUGGAGCUUCUCCCAUGUUGUAUAGCAAACUUCCGUCUGCGCUUGUCGGAUGAAGCUAGUAAGCCUUUUUGUGGCAUGUUGAAGAAGUUUCCCAACUUGAAAACGGCAUCUUUGCCGCUCAACUUCCUCGUUGGUUGGGGUGAAACGAUCUAUGACCUUCAAGAUGUACUGCCAUCAACUCUAGAAGCCCUUCACAUAAGGCCUGAUCUCUGGCCAGACACAGAGCUGAUGGAAUUCGAAAUGGCAGCACUUGGGGCGUUAGAAUCAUUCAUGAGACACAAAGAGGGUGGCUCCCAUCCCUCUCUUAGAACUUUCUCGUACGAAGGACUGCAUGCAUAUGAUGAGGAAGAACUCGAUGCUCUGGGCAUCCAGGUCCAGUUUAACUACUCCUAUUUGAUUAAGCGGGAAGCAAUGCAUCUGUUCUGUCUCAGGAGAGGCUACGACCUUUUUUCUCGAUAUUCUGACUGCACAACUGGUUUCAUGCUAAAGCAUGCGAUGUGGGAAGACAACGUCGCUUACUGGUUCCCUUGGCCGUUCGUUGGGCUCGAUGAGCUCCCAGCAAGCAUGCCGCGAGAGAUUAGAAUUAGGGACCGAAUUGAUGUAAACUCCUCUAACGGGACCUCUUCUGAUGGCAAUUGA
Penicillium concentricum is the source of this 870-nucleotide messenger RNA. RefSeq lists its product as uncharacterized. The record is from RefSeq and is a predicted model, not a curated record. Lineage: Eukaryota; Fungi; Ascomycota; Eurotiomycetes; Eurotiales; Aspergillaceae. The coding region runs from base 1 to 870 and encodes 289 amino acids. The transcript has a single exon.